CGUACUCGAUAGUCGGUACUUACAGUUGAACUCUGAGCGUAGUGUUAUACGUUAUUAUUUUAUUUAUAUUUUUUUGUUAUUGUAAAUGUGUAACGCAUGAAAUUACCGAAUGAUAAUAAUAAAAUGUAAAGAAAAUUCAUUCAAUAUUCAAGUAUUCAACUGACAAUUAUGGACGAGUUGGACGACGCAGAUUUGAAAGACGAAUAUGAUACUGAUGAUCAGGAAGAGGACUCGGACGCGGAGUAUGACAAUCCGCCAUCGUCCAAGACCGAAGUAGACGAUAAUUGCUGUUCAAAUAAAUGCCUGUUGAGGUUUGAUGACGAGUUCAAGACACGUCUUAAGUCUGAUCUAUCACAGCUUCAAAGAUUUGAAAAGCACAUCUAUUUGUUCGCAAUGAUUUCCAUUGACAGAAAUAAGAUAAACGCCACAAAAAUUGUUAAGUCUUCAAAAUAUUUUCAGUAUGCUGUCAAGCAUUAUGGAGUUACUCAAUCUGUGUGUAAAAGUGCGUUUGUUAUCCUGCAUGAUACUACUCCAUCGCUUGUACGAACAUUGUGUACGAAGAUGACCAUUGGUCAUAUAAUACCUACAGACAAUCGUGGGAAACAUAGUAAUCGAAUGACCAUACCUGACGAAACAAAAGAUGCGAUAAAAGAGCAUUUCUUUAGCAUCUUGAAGUCACCUAAUAUAUUCAAAUGUGCUAAAAAAAAUCUAGGCCAACCCAAUAUCUCUCAGUUGUGGAUUAGUUUUAAACAGAAACAUGGUCAUAUAUCCCGUUCAACAUACACAAAAUACAUACAAUCAUUUUUAACACCAGAAGUUGUAUCAAAUUUUAUGUGUGCAAACCAAGCAAAACAAAUUUUACAGUACAUAAAUAAAAAUAAAUGAUGUCAAGGAUAAACUUAUUAUUUA
Messenger RNA from Rhopalosiphum maidis (corn leaf aphid), 909 nucleotides. RefSeq lists its product as uncharacterized. The transcript is spliced from 3 exons. The record is from RefSeq and is a predicted model, not a curated record. The coding region runs from base 169 to 885 and encodes 238 amino acids. Lineage: Eukaryota; Metazoa; Arthropoda; Insecta; Hemiptera; Aphididae.